Messenger RNA from Marasmius oreades (fairy-ring Marasmius), 1056 nucleotides. RefSeq lists its product as uncharacterized. Bases 1 to 1056 code for a protein of 351 amino acids. The record is from RefSeq and is a predicted model, not a curated record. The transcript is spliced from 4 exons. Gene Ontology annotation, cellular component: transcription factor TFIID complex; nucleus. Gene Ontology annotation, biological process: RNA polymerase II preinitiation complex assembly; transcription initiation at RNA polymerase II promoter. Gene Ontology annotation, molecular function: protein heterodimerization activity; transcription coactivator activity. NCBI's taxonomy places the organism in Eukaryota, Fungi, Basidiomycota, Agaricomycetes, Agaricales, Marasmiaceae.
AUGGAAGGACUCUACACCAUGAGCGCAAGUCCAAGUCCACCCCCCGCUCCCGCUACACCUACGCCUCCACCUCACAUUGGUCCCGGACGACCCAAAGGCAGCGUCACUGGCGCGAAACGCGGACGAAAACCUCGAGGAGGUGCUCCCAGUGCAUCUCCAAGACCUAUGACCGCAGAUAUCACAGCAGUCGCCAGUCCUGCCGUUGCCAGUCCUCAAUUCCAACACGUCCACUGGUCCCUCUCAAAUUCAAACACUGGUCCCAGUUCAGGAUCUUCAUCUUCUCCAGUACCCGGAACAACAGGGAUAGCAUCAGCAAUAGCAGCGAGUCCAAGUCCCAAUUCGAUUAUUCAAGGGCCUAGUUUUGCAGGUCCAAAGAGUCAGUCGUCAGUAACGAGUGGCGUUCUUCCUUAUGGAGGAGGGCAAAUGACAGGCCAACAGCAAACGGCAUCUACACUUCCGCCCACAACCAGCACAUAUUCCAGCACGUUUCUGCGAGACCUGGCUGCGUCUGCUAAUCUCCCAGCUUCGACAUUGGAAACAGCCGGUCUGAUGGGGAACUUUGGCACGAACGAAAGGGGCCGAGUGGGAUCUUUACCGCCACUGCCGCAUACUAAAACAGGUGGUGCAGAUGAGGAUGGUGAGGGUGAAGAUGAGCUGUUUCCUGCCAUGGCAGAUGACGAUUAUUCGGCCCAGUUGUCGUUCCAGAGUCAAUCAAAGGACAAUUUGAAAGUCUUAAUGGAAAAUUUAAGUCCCGAACAAUACGACCGGUUUGAAGCCUAUCGAAGGCAUGCUUUACCCAAGCAAGGUGUUAGAAAAGUCAUACAACAGAGCGUUGGCGCCCAGGUAUCCCAACCAGUAGCCCAAAUCAUUGCAGGUUUCUCAAAAGUGUUUGUCGGGGAGAUUGUUGAAAAAGCACGAGCCGUCCAGGCUCGACGGGGUGAUACUGGACCGCUCUCUCCCGAUCAUCUGCGUGAAGCUUAUAGAAUGUAUCAAGAGGAAACUGGGAGAGUUGGGGCUGCUAGACCGGUGAGAGCCAAAAAGCUCUUCGUGCGUUAG